Chironomus riparius is the source of this 2291-nucleotide messenger RNA. NCBI's taxonomy places the organism in Eukaryota, Metazoa, Arthropoda, Insecta, Diptera, Chironomidae. The record is from the annotation of a GenBank genome assembly.
CUUAUCAAUAAUUUAAACGUUUUUGAAAAAUUCAAAAAUUUCGACUACACGAUAAUGCGCAUGGUCCAUGAACAACCUUAGUAUACAAGUAUGAAUAUUAAUUUUUAAUUGUCCCAGCCUUGAUACUAGAUUGAAUUUCAAUUUCGUCAACAUCAAGUUGAAGAUACGAACGAGAAAAGCAGACAGAACAUAGACAGUACAACACAGUCAUGUGAAAAAACGUACCGAAAACAGUUUAAUCGAAAUAACACGAGUCGUGGAAGGAAAGAAGAAGGAAAAGCGGUGAAGAGAAUCCAUCGCAUCCCAAACGUUGAUUAAAAGUCGAUAAAUCAUUUAAAUUGAAUCGUCGGUAAAGCAAAUCGUAUGCUUGCUAUUUUUAAACUCUAUAGAAUCAACAUUGUAUGGGAAGAAGUGAUCAGUAGCAGUUUGGAACUUUUUUUUUUCUGCAAAGUCAAUAAAAUUUAAUUUUAUUUGAAAACUUUUAAAGCACACAAAAUUUCUUAUGUUUAAUUUAAAAAAUUGUUUAAACUAAUUUAAAAAAAAAUUAAGCAAAUAAGUGCGACUGCCCAUAAGAAAGUACUUGCGAAUAAAGUUGCGCAAUAAAGAAUACAAAAAUAAGUCGAAUUUAUAAAUAAACAUGGAACAUUGCCUUAAAUCGAGUGCGAAAUCGACCAAAUUAAGAGAAAUUGGGAAUAAGUUUUAUGCUGACAAGAACUUUUUUGAUGCAAUUUUAAAAUACAAUGAGAGUUUGUGCUAUGCUGAAAAUGGAAGUGAUAAUAUGGGACUUGCUUAUGCAAAUCGAUCUGCUGUGUAUUUUGAGAUGAAACUUUAUGAGAAGUCAUUGAGGAAUAUUGAGCUUGCUAGAGCUAACAACUAUCCUGAAAAAAAUUACGAGAUCCUUAAAAAGCGUGAAUCAAAAUGUCAGGAACUGAUGAAAAAUUCCCUAAAGACUGCAACUGACUUGAGUUUCUUCAAACUAUCAUACGAACCUAAUAAGGAUUAUCCAUCAAUUGCAAACUGCCUUAAAUUAAAGUCUGAUAAAAAGUAUGGUCGACACAUUAUCACAAAUAAAGCACUUGCUGUUGGUGAUGUGAUUGCUAUUGAAGAACCAGUUUGUACAGUUCUUCAGGAAGAGUUCCUUUACCAGAGAUGCUCGCACUGCCUUAAGUCUAAUCUUUUGGAUUUGAUGCCAUGUUCAUUAUGUUGUCAAGUAAUGUUUUGUUCCAACAUCUGCUUGCAAAAUGCAUACAACAGCUAUCAUCGCUUCGAAUGUCCCGUGUCAGCUAUAAUCACAACAUCAUUUUUGAAUGCAAACAUGAGAAUGGCAUUAAGAACGUUCUUCUGUGCAUUAGCAAUAUUCGAUGACUCGCUUGAAAAAUUGAUGACUUUUUUGACUGAAAAUAAUUUAAAUUCGAUACUCGAUUGCAAAGCGGAACUGAAUUUUAAGCAAAAAAUUCUUGCUAUUAAUUCUCUGAUUUUUGAUGAGUCAAUAGAUGUGAAUGUGAUACUUUUUGAUGAACUUUUUCAAUUGAAUGAUAAGUUGAAGGAAAUGUGGAUCAGCCACAGAGACGAAAUUAUUACAUUUUUGAAAAAACACACACAAAUUGGAUCUCUGAAUUAUCAUGAAAUUUAUGGAUGGCCAUUAAAGAAAGGAGGCUUGUAUGACCCAGAAAUGGAGAAUUUUAAAGGAACUCUAGCUUAUCGUCGUGGUGUCAGUUCUUUUGCGAAUGGAAGUUAUCUCUUCUGUUCCUUAGUAAAUCAUUCGUGCGCACCAAAUGUGGCUAAAGUCUUUAUUGAUGACAAAAUUAUCAUGAUUGUACAAAGACCUAUCAAAGCUGGGUCUCAAAUAUUUGACAACUAUGGAUAUAGCUUCACAAACAUCCCAAGAGAAAUACGUCAAAUGGAAUUACAGAAACAUUAUCGAUUUACAUGCAAUUGUGAAGCAUGUUCUGAGAAUUUCGGUUUGCUUCCUUCAUUGAAAGUUGUGGAUAAAAUCGCUUUUAGACAUGCUAAGAAGUCUUGUCAGGAACUGGCAAACAUGACUCAAAAGCAAGCUAAACAAAGAAUUAAAGAAAUUUCAGGAAUAAUUCAGAAGAAUUUUGAUAAUUUUCCGUCUGUAGAAAUUUGUAGUCUAGCUGAAAGCUUUCAGGCAUGCAUGGAGAUUAUGUUGAAGCCAGAAAUUCUGAUUCCAUGAGUUAAGUAUGAUAGAAUUGUUGAUUUAAAUAAUUUAAAUGAAGAAAAUUUAAUAAAAAUGUUGAAAAUAAAGCUUUUAAGUGAUUUUAAAGCUGUUU